Dioscorea cayenensis subsp. rotundata (Guinea yam) is the source of this 7926-nucleotide messenger RNA. RefSeq names its product histone-lysine N-methyltransferase ATXR3. NCBI's taxonomy places the organism in Eukaryota, Viridiplantae, Streptophyta, Magnoliopsida, Dioscoreales, Dioscoreaceae. The record is from RefSeq and is a predicted model, not a curated record. Gene Ontology annotation, molecular function: protein binding.
CUCGCCGAGCGAGAGCGAGAGAGAGAGAGAGAGAGAGCGAGCGCGCGAGCGAAAGAAAGGAAGAUAACGGCGAAGGAGAGCGAGGGCAGAGCUCGCCGGAGAAGGAGUUCAUACGCAAAUUCCUCGGCGCUGUCGCAUCCACUCUGUAGAUCUCUUGAUCGGUGUUUCUUGGUUCGGGAUCCUCCUUUAGGGUUUUGAUCCGCGGAGCGGUGAUUGGUCCAGGAAUCGAAGGAUAAAGUAUGAGCAUCGAUAGCCCUGGAGCAGCGGUGAGGUAGGAAUUCUGACCUUGGUUUGGAUCCGAACUAGGGUUCCGGCGUGAGGUCCAUGGGCGAUGGGGGAGUUGCGUGCGCGCCUUCGCAGCUUCCAAUGGUUCCUGAGGCGUUAUGCGGAGCAAACGGAGCGUUCGCGUUCAAGUCCGACAAGAAGAUGAAGAAGGCCGAGAGAGAGGAGGAAGCCGUGCGGAAGGGGGAUUCCAUCUCUGAGAGAGGACGCAAAUUGGAGGAGAAGGUGAAGACGAGGGAGCUGGAGAAAGGAGAGUUUGUGCCUGACAGGCGCCGCAAGGAGGAAUUGGAGAAAGGGGAGUUUGUCCCUGAUAAAUUGCGGAAAGUAGAGUUGGAUAAGGGAGAGUUUGUACCUGAUAAAUUGCGGAAAGGAGACUUGGAGAAGGGGGAGUUCGUUCCUGAUAAAUUAAGCAAAAGUGAGUUGGAGAGGGGGGAGUUUGUACUUGAUAAAUCAAGGAAAUUCGAGUUGGAGAAGGGAGAGUUUGUCCCUGAGAAGUGGCGAAAAGGUGAGUUGGAGAAGGGAGAGUUUGUGCCUGAAAAAUGUCGAAAAGGAGAAUUGGAGAAGGGGGAGUUUGUCCCGGACAAAUCGAGGAAAGGCGAGUUUCUGCCAGACAAAUGGAGGAAAGAGGACCUGGAAAGUGGGGAAUUUGUCCCAGAUAAAGUACGGCGAGGCAGUGAAGUUGAAAGAGGUCAGAAGGUGGAGUUGGAGAAGGGGGAGAUCCUCCCUGAUAAAUGGAGGAAAAGUGAGUGGGAGCAUGAACGCUCACCUGAGGAUUUUCAUAGGAGAAAAGAUGUUGUCCGUGGUGAGAAUGAUCACAGAAAGAAGCCCUCUUUGAAGUGGGAGAGCGGCACACAUGAGAGGGAUUUAAAAAUUAGUUCUCGAAACACUGAUGAUGAUUUGUGCCAACCCAGGUAUGAUCACAGCAAUGGGAAGGUCCAUGGGAAGGAGCACUUUUCAGGAAACUUGUGGAAAAGGCAUGGCUUUGAAUCUGAGACCAAUAGCCGCAAGCACCAUGGUGAGUUUGGUGACUAUCCAGGGUCAAAGAGCCGGAGGAUUUCAGAGGAUGUCAAUCGUUCAAAUUAUACGGAAAGGCAAGGCAGAAUUUCAUCUUCUUCUGUGUCGAAAAUGUCAUCAACAAACAGGUAUGCUUCUUCCAGGCACCAUGAAUCAGCUUUGCCAUCUCGAGCAGGCAAUGAUAGGCAGGUUAGGAGCCCUGGGCUUUCAGAACGAUCACCACAUGAGCAUGUCCGCCACCAUGAUCAUCGUGAACGGACCCCAGGAUAUUCAGAACGGUCCCCUCAUGACCGGACUCGACACCAUGAUCACAAGGACCGCAAUGUGAGUCACUCGGAACGAUCUCCAUUUGAACGAGUUCGGUAUCAUGAUCACAGGGAGCGAUCGCCUCGUGAUCGAGGACGGAUGCUUGAUCACCGAGAGAAGAGCAGGAAGAGUGGAGGAAAUGAAAAGCAACCAAACAUUCGAUGUGAUGAUAAAGUGAGUAGGAGGGACUCUGAUGGAAAAGAUAGUUACAAGAGCUCAACAAAACUACCAAGUAAUUCUAGCAUUACUUCUGAGAAAAGUUCUGAUGAUAAGUCAAACAAGGAAAAGAAGUCGAGGACUUUAAGCUUGGAUCAUGGAGAAACCCUUCUCCCUCCUCCACCCCCGCUUGCUCCUCCUCCUCCACCCCCUCCCCCUCCUUCCCAGCCUCAUGUUAAUGGGAUCAUUGAAGAGCAACCGUCAAUGGAGGAGGAUAUGGAUAUAUGUGAUACUCCACCUCAUGCAAUGUUGCCUUCUAAUUCUGAAAAUGGAAAAUGGUAUUAUCUUGAUCAUUUUGGUGUGGAGCAAGGACCAUCCAGGUUAGGUGAUCUGAAAAGUCUUGUAGAAGAAGGGGUGCUUAUUUCUGAUCACUUGAUAAAGCACUCUGAUAGUGAUCGGUGGGUAACCGUUGAAAAUGCCACUUCUCCCUUGGUGCCCUCCAACUUACCCUUUAUUGUUUCAGAUGCUGUGACUCAGAUGGCAAGUCCUCCACAGGCUUCUGGAAAUUUACUGGUUGAGGCAGGAGACGUUAGUGAGGAAGCAGCCAUCCCAGCAGUGCAGCAGGACUUGCCUGCUGUCUGUAGUUCUCUUUCUCUUGGUGUACUAGAAAAUUUUCAAAUUGAUGAGAGAGUGGAAGCCAUAUUAAAUGGCUAUAGUAUUAUUCAGGGAAAAGAACUAGAGACUAUUGGAGAAGCAUUGAACACAGUUUUCCAGCACGCAGAUUGGGAGAAAUGGGAUCAGUCUGAAGAUUUUACAAGAUCACGUUGUCGUCCUAGUGAAUUGAACAUUCAUUCAAGAGGCGAAGUUGUUGUGAAAGAAGCUUCUGAAAUCAGGUCUGGUGUGCUCUCUGAGGAGUACUCUUUUCUCAAUGUCGAUCCUAGUUACUGGUUUGCGGGACGUUGGUCUUGUAUGGGAGGUGACUGGAAGAGAAAUGAAGAAGCUGCUCAAGAUGGAUCUUACAAGAAGCGACGCGUUCUAAACGAAGGUUACCCACUUUGUCAGAUGCCAAAAAGUGGUUAUGAGGAUCCUCGCUGGCUGAGAAAAGAUGAUCUGUACACCCCUUCACGCAUCAGAAAACUUGAUCUACCUUCAUGGGCUUUCUCGUGGACAGAAGACAAGAAUGACAAUAGCAAUGACACGAGCAAAUCCAUGCUUGCAAGCAGACCAUGCCAAGUGAAACCAUUAGCUUCUAGGGGUACUAAAGGAAUUAUGCUUCCUGUUAUUAGGAUAAAUGCAUGUGUUCUUAAAGACCAUGGUUCUUUCGAACCUCGCUCACGAGCAAGAGGCGGUGAGCGCCAAACUCCUAGGGCAUCUAGGUCACAGUCUGUUGGUGGUGAUAGAAAAUCAAUUUCCGAGGCUUCCUUUCCCUUAAGGAAGCUUCAUGAUCGUGAUUUGCAAAGCUUACACAAGUGCAGGACAAUCCUUAAUGCUCCUAGAGACCAUGUUUACACAGUAGAUGAGCUUUCAUUACAUUUGGGUGACUGGUACUAUUUGGAUGGCGCUGGCCAUGAACAUGGUCCAUCAUCAUAUUCAGAACUGCAAGAGUUAGUUGCAAAAGGUACUAUCAUGAAGGAAAGCAGUGUUUUCCGUAAGGAUGAUAAUAUCUGGCUUCCAAUUAGUGACAAUGCAAUGGUCUCUGGUGCUAUCCAGAGCCAGGAAGAAGAAAUUACCUCAAGUAUGAAUUCUUCUUCUGAUACACUUCCUAAGUUGAAGGAAUCCAACAAGAGUGUGGGGGCUGCUUCUCUUCCAUUUCAUAAUUCAUAUCCUCAGUUUGUUGGAUAUACACGGGGAAAGUUACAUGAACUUGUUAUGAAAUCUUUCAAGAAUAGAGAAUUUGCUUCGGCAAUUAAUGAGGUUUUGGAUCCAUGGUUAAGUGCAAAGCAGCCAAAGAAUGAAACUGAUAAACAUUUCUCAUUCAAUUCUUCUAUAACUCGGAGCUCUGUUAUGCUACCUCACAAUUUGUCUGUGGACAAGUUCUGGAAAUCGGAGGAUGGUGUAGACAAUGUUCGUGCUGGGAAAAGGGCUCGACUGCUGUUUGAUGAAAAUGGUGAAGAAAUCAAUUGCGAAGAGGAUCUUAUAUAUGGUCAAUUGAAUGGCUGUGCUUUUGAGGAUAUAUGCACUGAAACAACAUUAUUUCCAGUUUGCAAUAUCAGUUCUCAAGCUGAAAAUGAGAACUGGGGUCUGCUUGAUGGUCGCAUUCUAGCUAGGGUCUUCCAUUUUCUGAGAUCAGACAUGAGGUCACUUGCCUUCUCUGCUGCUGCUUGUAAGCACUGGAAAAUUGCAGCCAACUUCUACAAAAGUAUAUCAAGAUGUGUUGAUCUGUCAUCUGCUGGUCCUGCUUGUACUGAUUACAUGUUUCGUGCUGUUAUGAGUGGUUAUGACAAAAAGAACGUGACAUCUGUCAACUUAUCAGGUUGCUCCAACAUUAGUGCAUCAGUACUUGAAGAAGUCCUCCAGUUAUUCUCUUGUAUAAAUUUGGUUGACAUCCGAGGAUGCAACCAGUUCAAGGACUUGAAAUUGAAAUUCCAGAAUGUGAAAUGGUUGAAGGAUUAUGGUUUAUGCAGUGCUAAGAGUCUUGAGGAUUCUCAUUCAAAAAUCAGGAGCCUUAAGCAAAUAAAUGAGAAGAGUAACUAUGCUUCAAAUUUGGAUGGGAAAGAUUCUUCAAACUACCCUUUCCGGCAGAGUGAUUAUAAGAGAACUAAGAUAUUUGAUGCUAGAAAAUCUUCCGCCCUUCUAUCAAGGGAUGCACGGAUGAGGCAAUUGCUACGCAAGAAAUCAGAAAAUGUAUACAGGAAAAUGGAAGAAUACAUCUCCUCUAGUUUGAAGGACAUCAUGAAGGGGAACAGAUUUGAAUUCUUUAGAUCCAAGGUUGCAUUAAUUGAAGAUAGGAUGACUAAGGGUUAUUAUGUUCGUCAUGGUUUGGAUUAUAUCAAGGAUGACCUCAGACGAAUGUGUCGGGAUGCAUUCAAAUCUAGAAACCGUGCUGAUGCUGCAGAUAUGAAGCAAAUUGUCAUGUUAUUCAACCAGUUGAUCAAAAGUUUGGAUGGAAAACCUAAGUCAUCCAAUGAAAGAGAUGAUAAGAUAAAAAUGCUUAAAUAUGAUUCAGAUGAUGCGCUCAAUUCAUCAACAUCGAAAAAUGGGAAAAAGCCUUAUAAAUCCUUGAACGAGAAGAGAUUUGUUAGCGGUAGUACCCACACAUCCUAUGGUAAUGGUGGGACAGAAUAUGCUGCUUAUGAUUUUGACCGUGAAACUAGAAAGAGCCUCUCAAAACUGAAUAAAAGGGAUAUGGAUUCUGAAACUGAUACAUCUGAUGAUCAUGAUGACGACCUCUUUGAAGUUGCCAAGGGUGAAAGUGAAAGUACUGAUUCAGAUACCGAAAGUGACUUGGAUUUGCAUACUGGUCGUCUAGACUAUAUUAAAGGCAAUGGGUACUUUGUGGAGGAUGAGGGCUUUGAUUCAGUAAAUGAUGAACGUGAAUGGGGUGCCCGCAUGACAAAAGCAAGCCUUGUUCCCCCAGUUACUAGGAAAUAUGAAGUUAUUGAUAGAUAUCUGAUUGUAGCAGAUGAAGAGGAAGUUCGACGGAAGAUGCAGGUAGCUUUGCCUGAGGAUUAUGCUGAAAAACUCCUUGCUCAAAGGAACAGCACUGAAGAUUCCGACAUGGAACUUCCUGAAGUUAAGGAGUACAAACCUAGGAAGGUGCUAGGGGAACAAGUUUUAGAGCAAGAGGUUUAUGGCAUUGAUCCUUAUACUCACAAUCUCCUUCUUGACUCAAUGCCAGAAGAAUCAGAAUGGUCUCUCAUUGAUAAGCACAAAUUUAUUGAAGAGGUGCUUUUGCCAUCCCUGAAUAAGCAAGUUAGGCAUUUUACUGGUACUGGAAAUGCUCCAAUGGUUUAUCCUUUGCGACCAAUUUUUGAAGGAAUUCAGACGGCUGCAGAAGAAGAAGGCAACCUUCGCAUUGUGAAACUGUGCCAGACCAUCAUAAAAGCCAUUCACAACCGCCCUGAUGAUAAAUAUGUUUCUUAUAGAAAGGGGCUUGGAGUCGUUUGUAACAAAGAGGAAGGAUUUAGUGAAGAUGACUUUGUUGUUGAGUUCCUGGGAGAGGUGUAUCCAGCUUGGAAAUGGUUUGAAAAGCAGGAUGGGAUCAGGUCUUUGCAGAAAGACAGUACGGAUCCUGCACCUGAGUUUUACAACAUAUAUUUAGAGAGACCAAAGGGAGACCGUGAUGGAUAUGAUUUGGUGGUUGUUGAUGCUAUGCAUAAGGCAAAUUAUGCAAGCAGAAUAUGCCAUUCAUGUAGGCCAAACUGUGAAGCAAAGGUAACUGCUGUGGAUGGUCAUUACCUGAUUGGAAUAUACUCUGUGCGGCCUAUUGGUUAUGGCGAAGAGAUUACAUUUGAUUACAACUCGGUAACCGAGAGUAAGGAAGAAUAUGAAGCCUCAGUUUGUCUGUGUGGUAGUCAAGUUUGUAGAGGAAGCUAUCUGAAUUUGACUGGUGAAGGGGCUUUCCAGAAGGUACUAAAGGACUCUCAUGGUAUGCUUGACCGGCAUAAAUUGAUGUUAGAGGCUUGUGAAGCAAAUUCUGUUUCUCAAGAAGACUACAUUGACUUAGCGAGAGCUGGUCUAGGCACUUGUCUGCUUUCUGGCCUUCCUGAAUGGCUAGUUGCAUACUCAGCUCAUUUGGUGAGGUUUAUUAAUUUUGAGAGAACAAAACUUCCGGGGGAGAUUUUAAAGCAUAACCUGGAAGAGAAGAGGAAGUUCUUUCCUGAUAUUUGUCUUGAUGUUGAGAAAAGCGAUGCCGAGAUUCAGGCUGAAGGUGUUUACAAUGCUAGGCUCCAAAACAUGGCUCUUACUAUUGACAAGGUAAGAUAUGUCAUGAGAAGUGUGUUUGGAGACCCUACAAGUGCGCCUCCACCAUUGAAGAAGCUCUGCCCUGAAGACAUAUUUUCUUUUCUUUGGAAUGGGGAAGGCUCAUUGGUUGAUGAGCUACUUCAGUGUAUGGCUCCACAUGUCGAUGGGAACGUGCUCAAUGACCUCAAGUCUAAGAUUCAUGCUCAUGAUCCAUCAGGUUCUGAUGAUCCCCGUAAGGAACUGAAGAAGUCUUUAUUGUGGUUAAGGGAUGAGCUCAGAAGCCUUCCAUGCACACAUAGGUGCCGGCAUGAUGCUGCUGCUGACUUGAUCCACAUGUAUGCCUAUACGAAGUGCUUCUUUGAAGUCAGGGAAUACAAGACUGUCCAGUCUCCCCCAGUUUACAUCAGCCCUCUUGAUUUGGGUCCAAAAUAUGUUGAUUCGAUGGGGUCAGGCUUUCGUGAAUACUGCAAAACAUAUGGUGAAAACUAUUGUUUAGGACAGCUGAUUUAUUGGCAUAGCCAGACAAGUGCAGAUCCAGAUAGCAGCUUAGCUAGAGCUAGGAGGGGAUGCUUAUUAAUGCCUGACAUAUCCUCCUUCUAUGCCAAGUCUCAGAAGCCAUUAAGGGAAGAUGUCUAUGGUCCGAGGACCUUGAGGUUCAUGCUUUCCAGAAUGGAGAAACAACCUCAGAGACCUUGGCCCAAGGAUCGGAUAUGGGCGUUCAAGAGCAACCCGAGAAUUUUCGGGAGUCCAAUGCUGGAUGCUGUGAUGAAUAAGUGCCCCCUGGAUAAGGAGAUGAUGCAUUGGCUGAAAAGCAGGCCGAGUGUACAUCAAGGUGCGUGGGAUGGUUAACAGCUUCAAUCUUUAUUUCUUUAUAUUCCUGAUUCCUGAAUGAUAGAUAAGAUUUACUCACCCAAGUCGUUCCCAUUCUAUUGGCUAACUCCCUUCCCAAACGCUGGCAUUGCUGAUCACUUGAUCAAGUCCACAGCCUACUCCCCCCUCUGUACAGCGUCCUCUGUAAUUUGUAUUCAUUAUUGGGUAGCACAGCAUUGGUUUUAAGUUAGAUGUCAUUUUGAUUUUUGCUUACUCCCAAGGUUGCUCAUUCAUUUGUACAAUCUCAUGUUAUUAACCAGAAGUAGAGAGUUGCAUGAGCAUGUCUCUCCCAUCUUAUUUCCAUGGGAAUGCUCUUCUGAAGCUUGCUUGUUCCAUUUCUGUGGAGAACUCUAUAUUCAGCUCCUCGUAACAAUCAUUAUUUGUUCUAUUCCA